GAGAGAAACUAUUUCCGGAUAGACUGCGCACGCACUAGGUUAAAGAGUGCUAUGUAUGAUGGCUUCGUUUUUUCAAUUCUGUUUGCGAUGUUGUAGUGAUGACGAAUCCGGACACGUCCCUUUAAAGGAGAUGCCGAUGGUGCAGCUUGACACAGAUCAUAUGGGUACAGAUGUUGUAAUUGUAAAAACUGGCAGACGAAUAUGUGGCACUGGAGGCUGCUUGGCAAAUGCCCCUCUACACCAGAAUAAGAGCUACUUUGAGUUUAAAAUUCAGUCUACAGGUGUCUGGGGAGUGGGAGUAGCCACACAGAAAGCUAAUUUAAAUCACAUUCCUCUUGGACGGGAUAUUCACAGCUUAGUUCUGCGACAUGAUGGUUCUAUUUAUCACAAUAAUGAGGAGAAAAACCGCUUACCUGCAAACAGUAUUCCCCAGGAAGGAGACAUAGUGGGUGUCACAUAUGAUCAUGUGGAAUUAAGUGUAUAUUUAAAUGGAAAAAAUAUGCAUUGUCCUGCAUCAGGAAUUAGAGGGACAGUAUACCCUGUUGUGUAUGUUGAUGAAAGUGCAAUUUUGGAUUGUCAGUUCAGUGAAUUUUAUCACACGCCGCCUCAAGGCUUUGAGAAGAUUCUCUUUGAACAGCAGAUCUUUUGAGAAGCACAUCACCCGCAGCGGCCUGCACUCUGCACUGUUACAAAAGUUUUUCUUGUGCUUCUUCUAAGCUUUUCAGUGAAUUGUACAAAGCCCUGUUAUGUUUUGAUUUAUAAUGUACUCUUGUGACUGUCCAGAGAGUGGUUUUGUCCAGCUACACACCAUGUGGAAGAAACACUUUAAUCACGUUUUUGUUUCUUUAUCAGGUUUCCUAAUGCAGAGUAUAUGGUAAAUUUAUAUUUUUCAUUUAAAGGAAAUUCAGGUGUGUGUAAAAAGAUGAAAGUUCUUGAGUGGCAGCUGCUUUGGCAGCUACAGUGCAAAUGAGAUGAGCAGUUCCACUUUUAAAUGUGACAUUCCCUUUAUUCAAUCAGGAAAAACCCAGCUGACUUUAUGAAUACCAACAGAAUCAUGGAGGACAAGUGUACGGUAUGUGUAGGCGAAGACUGCAAAACUACAGCUACUUGGACUUGGUUAUUGUUUCAUGAAAUUGUUUCUAGGAUGUUGUAACAGACUCCUGUCAUUUUACAGUUUUAACACAAAUUAUUUGUUUAUGCACUUCAAAAAUUCAGCUUGUACUAUAAUUUUAUUAAUAUCUAACACCGUGGAAUUAAAUAUUGUCUGAGAAAUGGUCA
Molecule: messenger RNA, 1278 nt
Organism: Erpetoichthys calabaricus (reedfish)
Lineage: Eukaryota; Metazoa; Chordata; Cladistia; Polypteriformes; Polypteridae
Product: SPRY domain-containing protein 7
Exons: 5
Coding region: 56-649 (197 amino acids)
Molecular function (GO): protein binding
Source: RefSeq, a predicted model, not a curated record